AUUUAACAUUUACCAUUAAAUAUGAGGAAAAUGCACUAAAUGUGAAAAAAAAAAUGCACUGAUUCGUUUCUUUGUUUCCAGUUUACACUUGGCACCCCAUAGAUAGUAGCAGGCCUACUAACAUUUAAUGAAAUCAUAUUUUAUCAUGUACAGUUUCAAUGUAGUUACGGUUUAGUUCAUGUAUGAAAUAAAUCAACAUCUGGAUGUCAUUAAGGAAACGCUGACUCGGGGUCAGCUGACUCCGGGGCGGAGUCACGUGACCUGCUGCUGUUUCAGUCGGGUUUCGAGCGGGCUGCUUUAACAAUGUCUCCGCUUACUGAGUGUUUCUAUUUGUCUUUCUUUCUCGUCAUUGUUGUCCGCCAAGGGCUCUGCUCUCCCCGGCGGGCCGGCAGUGAAGCCUGGGACUAUGUGGAAGUGAGACCCGGGGCUCACAUGUUCUGGUGGUUGUAUUAUGCUGACAGUCCGUCCGCUCAGUACAAAGAUCUGCCUCUGGUCAUGUGGCUGCAGGGUGGACCAGGAGGAUCAGGGACUGGCUUUGGAAACUUUGAGGAGAUCGGACCCUUGGACAGGGAUCUGCAGCCCAGAAAGAACAGCUGGGUCCAGGCAGCUAGUGUGUUGUUUGUAGACAACCCAGUGGGAACCGGUUUCAGCUACACAGAAAAGUCUGAUAGAUUUGCCACCAAUGUGUCCACGGUGGCCUCAGACAUGCUGGUGCUGCUCCAACACUUCUUCACAGCGAAGCCCGAGUUCCAGAGCAUCCCCUUUUACAUCUUCUCUGAGUCUUAUGGAGGCAAGAUGGCAGCUGCUAUCGCCAUGGAGCUCACAAAGGCUGCAGCCCAAGGAUCUGUGAAGUGCAGAUUUGCUGGUGUGGCUCUUGGAGACUCGUGGAUUUCCCCUCUGGACUCGGUCAUGACGUGGGGACCCUACCUGUACUCCACUUCGCUGCUGGAUGAUUAUGGGCUGUCGGACGUCACCAGUGCUGCAGAGAAGGUGAAGCAGGCUGUGGAGAAGGAGGACUUCCUGAAAGCCACAGAGCUGUGGUCUAUGACUGAGACUGUGGUUGAGCAGGACACCAAUGGAGUCAACUUCUACAACAUCCUGACCCAGCAGCCAGAUGAGAAGCUGACCUCGGCUGAAGGAGAAAACUUCAUCGCUCUGCAGGCACGUCGACACGUCCGCCCCCUGAACAGGCAGUCGCUGAGCGAGCUGAUGAACGGACCGAUCAGGAGGAAACUGGCCGUYGUACCUGAGAACGUCACCUGGGGAGGUCAGGCAGAGGCGGUGUUCAGCUACAUGGCAGGAGACUUCAUGAAGCCGGUGGUGGAUGUAGUUGACCAGCUGUUGGCAGCUGGGGUCAACGUGACRGUGUACAACGGUCAGCUGGAUCUCAUCGUGGACACCAUGGGUCAGGAGAGGUGGGUGAACCAGCUGAAGUGGGAGGGGCUUCCUACUUUCAGCAAGCUGAGGUGGACCUCCCUGGAUGACCCGGCCUCCCCAGGUGUAACUGGAGCUUUUGUUAAGACUUACAAGAACUUUGCCUUCUACUGGAUCCUCAGAGCCGGUCACAUGGUCCCCUCAGACCAGGGACCCAUGGCCCUACAGAUGUUAAAAAUGAUCACCCAGCAGGACUGAUGGACCCACUGCUUCUCUGGGAAUUGCUCCGACAAUCACAAUUUGCUCAAGCUCUUUUAAUCACACAUGAUUUGUAUUUGAUUACAGAUUCUGUACUUUUAACGCAAUAAAUCAAUAAAGAUGUUUUUUUCUAAAUA
Austrofundulus limnaeus is the source of this 1769-nucleotide messenger RNA. RefSeq names its product serine carboxypeptidase 1 (gene scpep1). Gene Ontology annotation, molecular function: serine-type carboxypeptidase activity. NCBI's taxonomy places the organism in Eukaryota, Metazoa, Chordata, Actinopteri, Cyprinodontiformes, Rivulidae. The transcript has 13 exons. Bases 304 to 1632 code for a protein of 442 amino acids. The record is from RefSeq and is a predicted model, not a curated record. Gene Ontology annotation, biological process: proteolysis.